This is a messenger RNA of Mytilus trossulus (common blue mussel), 1651 nucleotides long. RefSeq names its product protein phosphatase 1A-like. Gene Ontology annotation, biological process: peptidyl-threonine dephosphorylation. The record is from RefSeq and is a predicted model, not a curated record. The coding region runs from base 347 to 1534 and encodes 395 amino acids. Gene Ontology annotation, molecular function: protein serine/threonine phosphatase activity; magnesium ion binding; manganese ion binding. The transcript is spliced from 7 exons. Gene Ontology annotation, cellular component: nucleus; cytosol. Lineage: Eukaryota; Metazoa; Mollusca; Bivalvia; Mytilida; Mytilidae.
AGUGCUCGCUAAUUACGCAUGCCCAUUAGUGGUAGAAGCCAUGUUGACCUUUGGUUGUUAGUGGUCUCUUGAGAAAGCAAACGGUUUGGCACGAGAAUUCGUUAUGAUUUGUGCCAAAUCUUUCUUAGUUUCACAAAAAUAACGACAAGCAAAUGUAAAGUUACCUAUAAAUGCACUCUCACACUUCACUGACACUUGAGAAAAGUGCAAGUAGAAAACUGGUUACAUUUGGUUUGGCGUCCCAUUUUGGUAUGCUACGGAACCGCUGUUGGUGUUUUACAUUGAAUGUUUCGUGACAAAUAGAAAUUCCUGAAAAGAUUCGGUUUAUGAGAAAUAAUAGCUAACAAUGGGAGCCUUUCUUGACAAACCAAAAACUGAGAAGCAUAAUGAGGGUGGAGUUGGAAAUGGGCUACGAUUCGGUCUCAGCAGUAUGCAGGGAUGGAGGGUGGAAAUGGAAGAUGCCCACACAGCAGUUAUUGGACUGCCAAAUGGAUUAAAAGAUUGGUCAUUUUUUGCUGUCUUUGAUGGCCAUGCUGGUGCUCGUGUUUCAGCACAUUGUGCCGAACAAUUACUUGAUCAUAUCAUAACUAAUGAAGAUUUUAGAGGUAAAAUUGAAAUGAAAGAAGGAACUGAAAUUCAGCCUUCUUUUGAGGAUGUAAUUAAAGGUGUGAAAACAGGUUUUCUGAAAUUAGAUGAAAAGAUGAGGUCAAUGCCAGAAAUGGCAAGUGGCGAGGAUAAGAGUGGUUCCACGGCAGUUUGUACAAUUGUAUCGCCAAAUCACAUUUUCUUUGGAAAUUGUGGGGACUCUAGGGCUGUACUAUCACGUGCAGGUAAAUGUGUAUUUUCAACACAGGAUCAUAAACCUGUGAAUCCCACUGAAAAAGAAAGAAUUCAAAAAGCGGGAGGGAGUGUAAUGAUUCAGAGAGUCAACGGUUCGCUUGCCGUAUCAAGAGCUCUCGGGGAUUUUGAAUAUAAAAAUGUACAAGGUAUGGGACCUUGCGAACAACUGGUCUCACCAGAACCAGAAAUAUUUAUGGAAGAUAGAAACCAACAAGAAGAUGAAUUCAUAGUGCUAGCCUGUGAUGGGAUAUGGGAUGUUAUGUCUAAUGAUGAACUCUGUGACUUUGUCAGAAGUAGAAUGCGACUGACCAGUAGUCUUGAGCUGAUUUGCAAUCAAGUAGUGGAUACUUGCUUAUAUAAGGGCAGCAGGGACAACAUGAGUAUUGUGAUAGUUGCUUUGACAGGAUCACCUAAAGUUUCUGAUGAAGCUAUGAAAAAGGAACAGGAAUUAGAUGAAAGAAUAGAGGCAAAAAUUAAAGAAAUUUUAGCUGAUGUUGAUGUGCGAGACGUUGAUUUACCAUAUGUAAUGCAUACAAUAAGUGAAGAUAUAGAUGGUCUUCCACCUGGAGGCGGAUUAAGUUCAAAAAAAAAUACAGUUGAAAGUAUACUUAAUCGACUGCGACCAAAGAAAACAGCAGAACAAGAAACUAGCACUGAUGAGCCCUUCUAUAAACAGUUAUUGAGAAAAUACUGAGUUUAUCCUUUGUUACUAGGAAGAAGAUGGUUCAGCAACAGUAGAAGAUGAUUGGCGAUAGUUUUGUCUGGCAGAAUUUUAUAUAAACACAAAACUGUUAGAUUCCAAAUCAAUAAA